Molecule: messenger RNA, 7723 nt
Organism: Corythoichthys intestinalis (scribbled pipefish)
Lineage: Eukaryota; Metazoa; Chordata; Actinopteri; Syngnathiformes; Syngnathidae
Gene: slc1a4
Product: solute carrier family 1 member 4
Exons: 8
Coding region: 346-1944 (532 amino acids)
Biological process (GO): L-serine transport; L-glutamate transmembrane transport
Cellular component (GO): plasma membrane
Molecular function (GO): symporter activity; L-aspartate transmembrane transporter activity; L-threonine transmembrane transporter activity
Source: RefSeq, a predicted model, not a curated record
GUGAAGGUUUUAUUUUAUUUUUGUUUUUUUAAAUGCCGAAAAAUAGCCACUUGUCUUAAAGGAUUGAGGAGAAUUUGCAUUUUCCAUCAUCAGUUUUUCCUUUCUGGUAAAUGAUCUCAUUUACAGAUUCUCCAGCAAUCCCUCCUCACUCUUGCAUCAUGUGAAGGCAUAAAUCGCAGGCAGCGGUCUUUUUAGUGCGCAUGUACCCGGCAACACCAUUGGCUCUCACUCCCUGAUUUAAUCCCCCACGCCGGCUGUUGAGUGGACGUCGAAACCACGCUGCCCGGAGAACACGCACGCGGAGCUUCCCACGCUGCAGCUCGUGUCCUGAGAGGGAAAACAAAGAUGGAGAAAAAGAACGAAAUCAACGGUCACGCCGUGUCCGGCUCUGCCGAGCGGCUCCGUGAAGAAAGAGUCCCAAAAAACAUGCAGCAGAAGCUGGUGGAGUUUUUUAGGCGGAAUCUCCUGGUGAUCAUGACGGUCUCCGGGGUGCUAGUGGGCGUCGGGCUCGGCAUGGGGGUCCGCAACAUGAACCUGACCAAGGCGCAGAUGACCUACUUCGCCUUCCCCGGUGAGAUGCUCCUUCGGAUGCUGAAGAUGAUAAUCCUCCCCCUUGUCGUGUGCAGCCUCGUCUCAGGCGCGGCCAGCCUAGACACUCGCUCUCUGGGCAAGUUGGGGGGCAUCGCCGUCGCCUACUUCCUGGUGACCACUCUCAUCGCCUCCGGGAUCGGCGUGACGCUGGCGUUUAUCGUCAAACCCGGCGUGGGCGCGGGAUCCCUCAAUACCAACAGCCUGGGUUUGGAACGCGUGAGCAGCAAUAAGGAGACCACCGACUCCUUUCUCGACCUGGCCAGGAACUUAUUCCCAUCGAAUUUGGUGGCUGCUGCUUUCCGCUCCUAUGCCACUGACUACAAGAUGGUUGCUUCAGGCAAUGACACAAAUGGGACCACUCUUUAUCAAAAGGUGCCAUUUGGUAAAGAAAGUGACGGCAUGAACAUUCUGGGCCUGGUGUUAUUUGCAAUGGUAUUCGGUGUGGCACUGAGAAAGCUCGGAGAUGAGGGGGAAGAGCUUAUCCGAUUCUUCAACGCCUUUAAUGAGGCAACUAUGGUGCUGGUAUCCUGGAUCAUGUGGUAUAUCCCAUUUGGCAUUGUGUUCCUGGUGGGCAGCAAGAUUGUAGAGAUGGAGGAUGUGGUUCUACUAGUCACAAGUCUGGGAAAAUACAUAUUUGCUUCCAUCCUGGGACACAUUAUUCACGGUGGUAUCGUCCUGCCCCUCAUCUACUUUGGAUUUACGCGGAAAAAUCCCUUCAGUUUCCUGUCAGGGCUCAUUACGCCCUUUACGACCGCCUUCGCCACCUGCUCCAGUUCAGCGACCCUUCCUUCCAUGAUUAAGUGUGUGGAGGAGAACAACGGUGUGGACAAACGUAUCAGCCGCUUCAUUCUGCCGAUUGGUGCCACCGUGAACAUGGAUGGAGCGGCCAUAUUCCAGUGCAUAGCUGCAGUCUUCAUUGCUCAGCUCAAUGAUACUGAGCUUAAUGCUGGACAGAUCUUUACUAUCCUGGUGACUGCCACGGCCUCCAGCGUCGGGGCUGCAGGGAUCCCAGCCGGUGGCAUCAUCACCAUUGCCAUCAUACUGGAGGCCAUUGGGUUACCAACCAAUGAUCUGUCCCUAAUGCUGGCUGUUGACUGGAUUGUGGAUCGCACGACCACCGUGGUCAAUGUGGAAGGUGAUGCUCUGGGUGCUGGAAUCCUGCAUCACAUCAACCAGCAGGAGAUUAAAAAGCAGCAGCAACAGCAGAAGGAGAUAGAUGAGGGAGGUGAUCUUUCUGAGGUGCGGGUAGAAACAGUGGCCAAUGUCCAAGCCCAGGAGGAGACCUCGCCUCUUGUCAUGCACAAAACCAAAGCCUCAGAAGCGGUACCGGAAGCCGCUGAGUCGGUCCUGUGAAUUCAUGAAAGGUUUUUUUUUUGUAUUCAUUGUCAAACCUGUUGACCUUUGUACACUGUUCGUGUUGCUGCUGUUGGAACACUCACCUGAGUCACUGAAAAUAAGGCCAUGGGUUGGCACUCGUAAGAAGGUAAAAAAAGUUCCGUUAUCGAGUACAAGGGGACCAGCAGAUGUUCACAGAGUUCGAAAUAGUUUAGUUUUCACUGUUAUAACUCAUGAACAUUCCCAUUAAUGUGAAACGCAUAUUUCUUUUUCGUGACGUUCAUUAUUGACCGGAGCGACCUACAGACCUCAAACAACUUAAACGCCAUAUACCACGUGUCUUAUUGUAAACACAUCAGGGUGGAAGCUCAAAACAGGUACUUGUAUGUACUGAAAAAGGUCCUCAUAAACACUUAGUUAGGAGGGUUUGUCAUUUGUGCUUUUCACAGUUGUUGACAUUUGUUUGCUAACCCACAUGUCAAACAUUAACCCUUGGAAUGGGGGCGUCUGCUCUGUUUUUCCACACUACUUAUGCUAUUGACUCGUUUCGCGAAGCUGAACAUUGAAAAGAAAAGCAAAAAAAAAAAAGAUUCAUCCCCAAGUACUUUGAAUGAAUGAAAUCUCUACUCCAAAUACGACAUUGAUGACAAUUGCACAAAUAAUGGGCAAUUUAGUUUUCCUUCAUCAACAUUUCCGUGGCAUGCAAAGAUGUUAAUCAGGCUUAUUUCAGAAAAUAGAGUACAAUUUCUACAUGUUAAACUAAAUUUGUUGGAUACUGAAAGCUGAAAGUUAUUUUUUCAGCUGACACGGCUUGUCAAAUAAUACAAUAACAUUGAUUCUGGAUCAAAAAGAAAUUUAAUACCGUACAACAAUAGUCGCAUUGCCUAUAGUUGGAUUUUAUGGAUAAAGGGAUGAUGAAUUUAUAUGAUAUUGUGAAAGCCUGUUUGAAGAUGAUGGUUUUGAAGCACAGUGAUCCCUCGCUACUUUGCGCUUCAAACUUCACGCCCUCAGUCCAUCGCGGAUUUUUUAAAAUAAAUUAAAAAAUAAAUAAAUGCAGAUUUUAUAGCGCUGUCCCGAUCCAAUCAUGUUGUCUCCCACUCUUGCUCCUGCCGCUUUUUUUGGUCAGGCAGUGUACUGGAGUUGCUUGUUAAAGUUAACGAUGAUUGACAGACAGUUGAGGUUUGAUCUUGCCAGAGACGCUUGUAAGCCAAGACUUCAAAGCGCUGCAUGCAUCGUUUAACUUGAUAAAUAGUGGCUGUGGCAACUCAUUGUAUGUAAGUGAGCAGCUUGAGUGAGCGGACUCACUCAAUUAAGCAUUUACUGUAAUUUUCGGACUUUAAGGUGCACCCGACUAUAACGCGCAACGCCACCCACCAAGUUAGACACGAAAACGAAAUUUGUUCAUUGGUAAGCCGCACUGGACUAUAAGGUGCAGCUGUCCUCACUGUAUUAUGGGAUAUUUACACCAAAAGAUAAGAUUAAAAAAAGAUUAACCGGUAACAAUUUAUUUGAAGACGGCAUCACAAGACCAAAUAAACACCAUGAAACUCUGAACCCAUUGGAUACAAAGCUUCAUUGCUUCAAGAAGCUUCAUUUGGCCAUUACUGUUCCCUUGGGGGAGACAGUCAACCUCUGCUGCCGCCUUCUGUCAACAUUGUUGUCGUCCAACAUUCCUACUAGCAUGCAUUGCGGCGCUACAGACAAAAUUCAUGUUCUGUGUUAUUUCUUCAGUUACUCUUCGAGUUGUUUUAUUAAUUGCUAGUUAUGGGUUUAGGGCAGACAUGUCCAAAGUCCGGCCCGGGGGCCAAAUGCGGCCGUGGUCAAAUUUCAUCUGGCCCCCAGCCUCUGUCAUAAAAUCAAUAACGUCUAGCCCGCACACAGACUUAUUAAAUUGGUCAGCAGUAUUGCUACCAGCAUAUGAAGUAGUUUACACACUAAAUGUUGCUCCUCAUUCAACCAUUAAAAGGCAGCAGCACUCUAAGCAACAUUACCCCGUGUGACCCUUUACUUCCAAUUUCCUAAAAUGGCGUCAAUCAACUAAAAAAAGAAAGUUGACUGCGGCGGCCGACGCUUCAAGCAUAGGUGGAAAUUGGACUAUUUCUUCACUAAAAUACGCAACAACUGUGCCUGCGUCAUUUGCAAAAAGACAGUUGCUGUUUUGAAAGAGUUCAAUGUGAGGCGAUAUUACCAAACAAGACACGCUGACAUGUACGACAAGAUUACAGCGAAGAUACGUAGCGAGUAAUUGAAGCAACUUGAAGCUAGUUUAAUUUCACAGCAGCAGUAUUUCACUAGAGCCCGAGAGUCGAAAGAGAACGCCACAAAGGUUAGUUGCGAGAUUGUUGAAAUUAUUAAUUAAAAAAAUAAUAAACCAAAUGUGACACACAGAAUGGCUUGCUAAAAUUUACUUAAAUAUAUUGUUCGGCAUAAAGGACGUCAGGCAAAGUCGGCCCCCCAAAUUUUUACCGCACCAAAUCUGGCCCCCUUUGCAAAAAGUUUGGACACCCCUGGUUUAACUUGUUACACAGAAUGAGUUGCCACAGCAACUGUUUAAGUGAGCAGCUUGAGCGGAUUUGAGUGGACUCAUUCAAUGAAGCAUUUACUGUCUUUUUCGGACUAUAAGGCGCACCGCCACCCACCAAAUUUGACACGAAAACAGCAUUUGUUCAUCGAUACACUGCACUGGACUAUAAGGCGCAGCUGUCCUCAAUGUAUUAUGGGAUAUUUACACCAAAAGAUAUUAACCGGUAACACUUUAUUUGACAGCGGCAUCAUAUGACUGUCAUAAGACCAAACAAACACCAUGAAACUUUGACCCAAUUGGCUGCAAAGCUUCAUUGCUUCAAGAAGCUUCAUUUGGCCAUUACUGCUCCCUUGGGGGAGACAGUCAACCUCUGCUGCCACCUGCUGUCAACACUGUUGUCAUCCAACAUGCCUCCUAGCAUGCAUUGCGGCGUUACAGACAAAAUUCAUGUUCUGUGCUAAUUAUUUCUUCAGUUACUGUUCCAGUUGUUUCAUUAAUUGCUGGUUAUGAGUUGAGGGUGUUACGGUAACACUUUAUUUGACAGUGGUGCCAUAAGACUCAUUAGACCAGGGGUUUUCAACCCAGUCCUCAAGGCACACUGUGGGUCCUGGUUUUUGUUCCAGCCGAUCCAGCAGAGACAGUUGAACCAAUGAGGCUUCUGCUAAAACAAGCCACACCUGACUGCAAUCAACUGAUUGCACUUGUAAAACACCAGAUUGGGGAAAAAGUGUUGUCAUCUUGUUUGGUAAGAAUGAAAUCCUGCACCCACAGUGUGCCUUAGUGGAAUAGGUUGGGGACCCCUGCAUUAGACAAUCAUAAUUAUGACAUGACACUGUCAUGAGGAUUAAUGAAGGCUUAUAACAGAUGUCAUUUAGUGUCAUUCUGGAAAUUAUCUCACUGUUGAAUGGAUGUAAAAAAUCCAAACUGGACAUAGAUGGAGUUAGUAACAAUUUGCCGGAUGACACUUAAUGACAUAGGUCAUAAGAAUUCAGUAAUGCCCUUGAUAGUGUCAUGUCAUAAUUAUAACUGCUUUAUGACAGUCUUAUGAUGCUGUUGUCAAAUAAAGUGUUACCUAUUAACCCAAAUAAAUCAACAAAUAAUCUGCACAAGACUAUUGGCCGCAGGAUUUAAAAUGAGGGGAAAAAAGUAGUGGCUUAUAGUCCAAAAAUUACAAUACUAAAAACAAGCAUUUUUCUACUUUUUAAAAAUGGAUUGGGCGUCUCUUUUUUUUUUUCUUGUAUAAAAUAAUUCAGUGGGACAGUAACAUGUUUAAAACUUAUCCUAAUUAUUACAUUUAAAGUGCUUAAAAACCUUUUUAUUAAAAAAAUAUAUAUGUAUUUUAAAUUAUACUUUGUGGAAAAAAGUGAAAAAGCAUGUCUCUAUUUCCAAAGACAAAUCUGAAUAAAUACACUACUACUACUUUGCGGUUUUUCACUUCACGCGGCGAGUUCUGGUCCCCAUUAACCGCGAAAAACGAGGGAUCACUGUGCAGCAAACAACUUGUUGAGCCCGUUCUAUCAAGAAGCACGAUAAUAUAAAAUAAGUAUUUUGUUGUUGUCAUUUUUAAAGUUUGUUUUAAUGUACUCUGAACUCACAAUUUCUUUAAAAUAAUUGUGUUCCCUGACAAAAUAUAGUAUUUUCCAAUUGUGGCGGGUGUUGCGACAUGACUUGCACCCAUCGCUCACUCAGACACAUUGAUGCUUUUUAUUAUUUUGGCUUGCACAAGCCACAUAGCACAGACUAAACAUUAUAUGGUGCUUAUGAUUUCUAUCUAAAUACAUGUGAAGUCCUGCUGGUUUGUUUGAAAAUGCUAAACACUCCAGUGUUGAUUUUAUUGGUGGUAAAGACUCACAUGUAGGAUGUUUAUUUAGGCCCCCCCCCACACACACACACAUUUUUCUAUUAGAUUAUUGAAUCAUUCAGAAAAUACAUAUACUAAAACAACAAUAUACAAUUCUAAAAUAUUUUUUUUCCACAAAUAAUCUUGUUAGAAUGAUUAUUGGCUGCUCUCUAGUGGUGACUAGCGGGACUACUUAAGGGCGCCUAUUGACAAAUUGAUAAUUCUUUGCAAAGUAAACAUUAUUUUUUAAUCCUUACACUGUAUUUGAUUUGCAUUUCCAUUCAAUUUGUGAUAAGUUUUGCCUCCAGCAUUGACAUUCUUGAGUUGGGAAUCUAAUUUUGCUGCCCACUUGAAGAGGCAGCUCAAUGUGAGUUCUUUAAGUGUUGUCCUGUGUUAAACCUUUUUAAAGCAGAGUGUGAGCUAGUAUGCUGUAAACCAUUCAACAUAAUUUCACUUGACUAUUCUAGUUCAACCACUUUUUGUCUUAUGAUUUUCCUGUGUUUUUUAUUUUUUAUUUUUAAUAUAGCUGAUGUGACACGCAAUCCUACCGGUACGGUACUUUGAUCAAUGGUACUUACUACUUUCUAAAAAUAAUUAAUCAUGUGCUAGUGUAACGCUGCUCUUAGAAACUACCUUAUACGUGUGAGUGUUUGAAUUAUUAGUUAAUUGUAUUUCCCUGUUGGUUCAAUGAUAUGUUCUGCAGUCAUGUUUUUGCAUUUGAUUCUGCUGUUUGUCACCAUUAAAAAAAAAAAAAAAAAAAAAAAGGAAAGUGAACAUUUUACUUCAAGCCAACUGACUGUUUCUUCUUCUUAACACAUUUGUAUGUUCCUCAUUAGGCUUUUGGUAGAGUACGCUAACUCUUACUGAUUUUGGACAGAGAUGGGUAUACGAACUGGACUGGGGAUAAAAAUUAAGAUAAUACUCAUCGUCUUCAGUCCGACUUUAGUACCUAUUUUGAAGGAAGUUCACAAUUUUAAAGCCAUGUCCUUUCUAUCUGGCCUGUCCAUAGCACAACCGUCCAAUAUAUCAGACACCUUCAUCAUCAGCAUUAUGCCUGAUCUCAUCACCUAAGAAGUGACUAUUUUAUUUUAAACGUGUAGCACCCUAUGGAUGAAUCAUAAUAACAAUAAUAAUAAACGCAUAAUAAUAUAAUAGUAAAGAGCCUUUCAUGCAUGAAUUAUAACUUUUUUUUUUUUAACCCCACAGAGCUACCCUUACAAAAAAGUCAAAAAUGGACUUUUCUCAAAUGUUUACUUUUUUGGCAUAUUUGGGCUGUGCUGAGAGUCCUGACAUGUUUUUGGAAGGUUUCCCGGCGCUCCUUGGCCCAAAAGUGUUUUUUGACUGUUUUUGGAAUUUUGAAAAACUGCGUAAGCACCUACCCUUACAAAAAAGUCAAAAAUUGACUUUUCUCAAAAGUUUACUUUUUUGGCAUA